Leptopilina boulardi is the source of this 625-nucleotide messenger RNA. Its product is annotated as zinc finger HIT domain-containing protein 1. The record is from RefSeq and is a predicted model, not a curated record. Gene Ontology annotation, cellular component: Swr1 complex. Gene Ontology annotation, biological process: chromatin remodeling. Bases 2 to 469 code for a protein of 155 amino acids. Gene Ontology annotation, molecular function: nucleosome binding. Lineage: Eukaryota; Metazoa; Arthropoda; Insecta; Hymenoptera; Figitidae. The transcript is spliced from 2 exons.
AAUGGCGGCUCGCGAAUCUGGAAGAAUUAAAGAUUCUUAUCAGAAAAGAGUUCUCGAUGAUGCGUCACGUAAACGUCGACAAAAAAAGGCUCUCGAAGCUUUGGAACAGGAUAAUUUUCAUGAAGAUCCUCACGCCGAUUUAGUUAUGAGCAAAAAGGCGCCUAAAUUUCAAGAAACACUCGAGAGUAGAAAUUCCAGUCGAAAGAAAAAAACGCGUUCGGCUGAUUAUUAUAAACAAAGAUUUCGCAAAACUUUUGCACAAUUAGUUGAAGAAGAUUUAAAUUAUAAUCCAACACCGCCAAAUUAUUCCUCAGCACGUGCACCAUCGUCAAAAUUUCCCGAGCGACAUUUUUGCGCUGUCUGUGGAUUUCCUAGUAAUUAUACGUGUAUUCCAUGUGGAGCAAGAUAUUGUUGUACAAAAUGUCUCGGAACGCACUUAGACACAAGGUGCCUAAAAUGGACUGCGUAAAAAAUUAUUUUACCUUAUUUUGUAUUAAAUAUAUUUAAUUAUUAUUAUUAUCAAAGUUAAUAAGUUCUAUGAAACUUGUUGCAUCAUGUAAAUAAUCAUUUUAUACAAAAGAAACUGAUUAUCUCAAUAAAGCAUUUUUGUAAGAAAACAUCAAAA